UGGCGGCGAAGCGAUGAGCGGUUCGAACCCGAAGACGGCGGCGGCGGCAGCUGCGGCGGGGUCGGGGCCCGGGGGUCUGGGGACAACCAAGGACGAGAAGAAGAAGCCAGGCGGCGGCGUCCUGAACCGGCUCAAGGCCCGGCGCCAGCCGCCGUCCGCCGCCCAUCACCAUCCCGCGGACGGCGGCGGCAGCGGCUCCAGGAGGCCCGAGGCCAGGCGGGUCCCGCCGGUCACAGAGCAGGAGCUGCUGGCGCUGGAUACCAUCCGGCCAGAGCACGUCCUGCGCCUCAGCCGCGUCACGGAGAAUUAUCUUUGCAAACCUGAGGACAACAUCUACAGUAUUGAUUUUACCCGCUUCAAAAUUCGUGAUCUGGAAACGGGGACGGUGCUAUUUGAGAUUGCCAAACCUUCUGCUUCAGACCAAGAGGAGGAGGAGGAGGAAGAAGGUGGAGAGGUAGAUACCAGUGCUGGUCGUUUUGUUCGGUAUCAGUUCACACCAGCCUUUCUCCGGCUCCGAACAGUUGGGGCUACGGUCGAGUUCACUGUAGGAGACAAGCCUGUGUCCAACUUCCGAAUGAUUGAGCGGCACUAUUUUCGGGAACGUUUGCUGAAAAACUUUGACUUUGAUUUUGGCUUCUGCAUCCCUAGUAGCAGGAACACCUGUGAACAUAUCUAUGAGUUUCCUCAGCUCUCCGAGGAUGUCAUUCGCCUCAUGGUGGAGCACCCUUAUGAGACCCGCUCCGACAGCUUCUACUUUGUGGACAACAAGCUGAUCAUGCACAACAAAGCCGACUACGCCUACAAUGGGGGGCAGUAGCUGCAGGAAGGCGGCGAGGGACCACACCACCCCAACCACGUUCACCGCCGGCCUCAGCAGAGUGGGGGCCAGCAGCUUCCUCUCCAUCAAAGGAGACGCUGAGCAGGGCUGCUCUU
This is a messenger RNA of Gracilinanus agilis (Agile Gracile Mouse Opossum), 933 nucleotides long. It is a transcript of the gene UNC119B, whose product is annotated as unc-119 lipid binding chaperone B. Gene Ontology annotation, biological process: nervous system development; cilium assembly; lipoprotein transport. Bases 14 to 817 code for a protein of 267 amino acids. The record is from RefSeq and is a predicted model, not a curated record. NCBI's taxonomy places the organism in Eukaryota, Metazoa, Chordata, Mammalia, Didelphimorphia, Didelphidae. Gene Ontology annotation, cellular component: cilium. The transcript has 5 exons. Gene Ontology annotation, molecular function: lipid binding.